GCGGGGCGUCCCGCUUCCUCAGGGCGGGGCUCACGCUGCGCUCGGGGCGGACGGGGGGGGGGCGCGAGGCGGCCUCGCCCCCCGGCUGGAAUCCGUGCGGACCGGGCGAGCCUCGUCGUCCCCGCCGGGCCCCGCGCCCUGUCCCCACCCCCCAGCCUGGGCGAGAGGCGCGCCCUGAAGUCGCGGGGCCGACGCUGCGCGCGGGGCGGGCGCCUCGCCGCUCCCAUCUGCGGGAGGAGGUGCGCUGAGCUCUGGGGGCCUCGUCCAGCCUCCGGGCCAGACCUAAGCCCGCGCACGUUUUGACGAAGGCCUGUGAGCAGACACUGCCUGUUGGGGAACCGGGACGCUCUGGGGCGCCCCCGAGGGCUCUGCUUUCCCGCAGCCGCGCUUUGGCAUCGCUUUGGCGCGUGUCCGCGGCUGUCGGUCCGCUCCGGUCCCUUCCCGCCGCGGCUGCAAAGCGCUUCUUGCGAGAGCAGGUCGCUGGGUCGUCCUCACUGUGGAGUAGGGGGUGGUGCGGCUUCGGAGGGGAAGGACCUUCGUGCCUUGAUGUGUCCAGGGUGGAUAAUGGCAACUGGGCAAGGCCACCUGAGCGAGCUGGAGGCUGGGGAGGACGGACGUCACCGGGCCUCCUCCCCAGCUGGGCCAGCCUCCUCUGUCCCUGGGACCCGGCCCUGGAAAUGAGCUGGGGAGAGCUCCUGGCAGGGAACCCUGCAUGCUGGGAGUGUCAGACGGAGGAGGACGGUGCGCUCAGAGGGCUGAGCUCUUUGGGUUCUGUGGAAGGCGGCAUGGGCUGAGCUGGAACUGACCUGCAUGACCAGCAAAGGAGGAGCAGGUGAGGGAGCGCUGGGUCAGGAGCACCGUCUGAGGUCAGGUGGCCUGCACCCGCCCCCUCCACUCACAAAAUGUGACCUUGGAUGAAUAAUGGGAAGGAUGCCUAGAAGCCGCCCGGCAUGCUCUGCCCGCCGCACGCCGAGGUGCCUGACCAUGAGCCUCAACUCCUCCCUCGGCCACAGGAAGGAGCUGAGUAACCGCACGCACGAGGAUGGUGGCGCCGGGGGCGGCGCCAUCGCCGACUUUGUCACCAUCAUCAUCAUCACCGUUUUCGUCUGCCUGGGCAACCUGCUCGUCGUGGUCACCUUGUACAAGAAGUCCUACCUGCUCACCCUCAGCAACAAGUUCGUCUUCAGCCUGACCCUGUCCAACUUCCUGCUGUCCGUGCUGGUGCUGCCCUUUGUGGCCACCAGCUCCGUCCGGAGGGAAUGGGUCUUCGGUGUGGUCUGGUGCAACUUCUCAGCCCUUCUGUACCUGCUCAUCAGCUCGGCCAGCAUGCUCACGCUUGGGGUCAUCGCCGUGGACCGCUACUACGCUGUCCUGUACCCCAUGGCAUACCCCAUGAAGAUCACGGGGAACCGGGCUGUGAUGGCUCUGGUCUACAUCUGGCUUCACUCCCUCGUCGGCUGCCUGCCACCUCUGUUUGGCUGGUCGUCCGUGGAGUUCGACGAGUUCAAGUGGAUGUGUGUGGCCGCGUGGCACCGGGAGCCUGGCUACACGGCCUUCUGGCAGAUCUGGUGCGCCCUGUUCCCCUUUCUGGUCAUGCUGGUGUGCUACGGCUUCAUCUUCCGGGUGGCCAGGGUCAAGGCGCGCAAGGUGCACUGUGGCACGGUGGUCCUGGCAGGGGAGGACACCCAGAGGGACGGGAGGAAGAACUCCAGCACCUCCACCUCUUCGUCCGGCAGUAGGAGGACCGCCUUGCAGGGUGUGGUCUACUCGGCCAACCAGUGCAAAGCCCUCCUCACCAUCCUGGUGGUCCUCGGGGCCUUCUCCAUCACCUGGGGCCCCUACAUGCUUGUCAUCACCUCCGAGGCCCUCUGGGGGAAGAACUCCGUCUCCCCGGCCCUGGAGACCUGGGCCACGUGGCUGUCCUUCACCAGCGCCAUCUGCCACCCCCUGAUCUACGGGCUCUGGAACAAGACGGUCCGCAAGGAGUUGCUGGGCAUGUGCUUUGGGGAUCGGUACUACCGGGAGCCGUUCGUUCAGCGACAGAGGACGUCCCGGCUCUUCAGCAUCUCCAACAGGAUCACAGACCUGGGCCUGUCCCCCCACCUCACAGCGCUCAUGGUGGGCGGACAGCCCCUCGGGAACAGCAGCAGCACGGGGGACACCGGCUUCAGCUGCUCCCAGGACUCAGGCACAGACGUGAUGCUGCUGGAGGACGGCACGCCCGAGGACAGCCCUCCCUCCCACUGCACCUGCCCCCCCAAGAGAAGGAGCUCCGUGACCUUUGAGGACGAAGUGGAACAAGUUAAAGACGCUGCCAGGAGCCCCGUUCUUCGCGUGGGAGCCGAGCUGCACCAGUCCCUGGACGGUUAUGCGGCCAGCUUGGCCAAAGUCAUAGAGGCUGAAGCCAAAGUCAAGCUGUUCGGGGAGGAGGCGUUGCCAGGGGUCCUGGCCAUGGCCCGGACCGUCCCCGGGGCUGGCUUCGGGGGCCGCCGGGGCAGCAGGACGCCUGCGAGUCAGCGGCUACAGCUGCAGAGCAUCGAGGAAGGGAACGUCUGAGCCGCAGGACGGACAUGAGGGCCUCAGGGUGGACGGUCCUGCAGGGGGGCGCCUGGGGAAGCACAUCUGGGGGCCGCCACCAGGAAAACACUAAGUACAGGGUCUCGUGAGGCCGCAUGCCGGCUCCGGGUGGGUCGUGGUGAUGGGACCAGAGGCCUCGGAGGCACAGAGGUCAGCAGCGGAGGUGUGGCCAUGACUUUUGGGGGCGUGUAGAAGGGGGACCAGGGACCCUGGCUUGGAAGGAAACCACCACGUGGAUUACCGCCUCUCUGGGACCCGGGAGUCACGUGGGGCACUGUCCCCGAGGUCUCGGGAGGGCAGCCCAUUGCGGUGUGCUGUGGAGGACAGCAGGUGUCCCCAACAAAGCAGGAUGGUCCCCUGGGCCUCCGCACGGCCGAUGCAGGCUCCGCCGACCGCUCCCCACAGAACCUAGAGCAGAGACCCUCACGUGGGCUCCGCACGCCUCUGUCCUGGUGGGGACCUUGCGGUCAGUGGGAGCCAUCCGCUGCCGUUAGGGGGGCAGCUCCGGCCGUGGGGCUGCUGUUGGAGGGGUGGGGGCCGUCCUGCCCGCUUCCCUGUUGACUGAUGCUUUGCUGUUCAAAAGAAGGGAGCAACCACUGUAAGAGACGAGGAAGGGGUGAGAUGUUUCAUUUCCAGAAUAAAAAAACAGUCCAUUUGGUU
Messenger RNA from Lutra lutra (Eurasian river otter), 3237 nucleotides. It is a transcript of the gene GPR161, whose product is annotated as G protein-coupled receptor 161. The record is from RefSeq and is a predicted model, not a curated record. The transcript has 8 exons. Gene Ontology annotation, molecular function: G protein-coupled receptor activity. Bases 922 to 2556 code for a protein of 544 amino acids. Gene Ontology annotation, biological process: G protein-coupled receptor signaling pathway. Gene Ontology annotation, cellular component: membrane; recycling endosome. Lineage: Eukaryota; Metazoa; Chordata; Mammalia; Carnivora; Mustelidae.